UAGAUGACGGAAAGCAGAUCUCGAUGGACCGGAGUUGAGUUCAAACCUCUCAGUUGACAGCAUCACCAUGUCCUACUCUUAUCUGUGCACCGAUCUGCAGACGCAUUAUAACCUUCACACGAAACAAUGUGUAUCGUGUGACAUGACAUGGAUAAAACCAGGGUACGAGUUCGUCCCGAACUGUGGAUACGCGGACAACGGCGGGCGACGAGACAGCCACACUCAGAAGUGUGCGGACAAUUACUGGAACGACGGAAAAAGUGGGAAAUGUCGAAUGUGUUCGGCUUGUCCGACUGGGGUACUAACUGUGCGCCAAUGUAACGCAACCGUCGAUACGUGCUGCGGCUUUGGAGAAAACAGUGACCCAGCAAGGGUGAGUUUAAUGGUGGACAAUCGGAUGGAAAUCAGGGUGGCUAUCAUUGUCCUCUUGGCUUGCGUCAUGGUGGGCGCGUUAACCUACUUCAUCUACAAAAGGAAAAAUAAAAGCUGUCAAGGGCUAAUUGCAGAUGGAAACGGUAAUGAGGCUUUUUUGAGUCAACGUGACGGCCAGGAAUGGAAAGCGGUUCUAAUUCCACAGGUGACUGCGGCCCCCCUGCGGAUGGUGCUGGACGAUCUGGACGUCCUGGAGGAGCUCAUAAUCCUCCUGGACCCAGAAGGCCACGGGGUGAAGUGCACCCGACACCUGGCGUCGUACUGCUCCUUCCCGUCCACCUGGAUCAACUACACCUACUCCAUGAGGGACAGCAAGAGCCCCCUGAAGACCCUGUUAGAGGGGGUGACCACCAAGUACCCUGAGUGGACGGUGGGGGACCUGGCCCGGUUGCUAGGGGAGAUGGGGCGCACCGACGCUAUAGUGGUCCUGGCUAAACUCAGGCCGAGUGUACACACCGUCUGAAGGCCAGUGUGUGUUCUUGCGACUUCAUCUCGUAAGCAACACAACAGGGGGUCUGCACCACACACAGCCUAGAGACUUGAGUCUCAAGGGCUUGUGGCGUGCGUGUCGAACCAAUUCAGAAUGUGAAUGCAAAGGCCACAAAUGUUGCCGACCAGUGAGGGGUGUAGUGAGAGGGAGUGGCAAACAUGUACCAGGGGACAGUGGGACUUCAUGGUCUUAACUUCAUAACAUAGCAUUGAAAGUAGAUUACAUAGAAAAAAAUAAUUACAAUUUUUUAAGUAUUUUUGUAUGUUGUACCAAUAUUGUAUUAUUGUAUAUAUUGCAAAAAUAUAUAAAUGUAUGCAAGUGUGUUUGCAGACGCGUCUACUUCCCCCAUACUGUAUUGCAGUUACAUUUUUUCAAGGUUUUCCAAAACCUUGAAAGAAAUCUGAAAAACCUGUAUACCCAAAAUCUGGUCCACAUAUUCCUCAAUAUCUCAUCAUCAUUCGAUCAAACACCAAUCCGCUUCAAAGCCUCAUUAGCCUGACGAGCUAGCAUGUUUGCAGAAUAUUGCUCACAUGAUGAGUUAGCUCAAUGUUACCACAGGCAUUUUCUUUAGAAAACAUACAUACCUAGUUUAGGAUGCAUGAUGCUGAAUAAUUAUCUUUCCAUUUUAUUUUACAGAUUUGUAUGCCUUUUUUUAUGCGUGAAAUUUUAUUUCACUUUGAUUCAAUAAAGUACAAUGAUACAAAA
Molecule: messenger RNA, 1627 nt
Organism: Gadus macrocephalus (Pacific cod)
Lineage: Eukaryota; Metazoa; Chordata; Actinopteri; Gadiformes; Gadidae
Gene: igflr1
Product: IGF-like family receptor 1
Exons: 7
Coding region: 68-895 (275 amino acids)
Molecular function (GO): protein binding
Source: RefSeq, a predicted model, not a curated record